UCCUGCCGGCCCUUUCUGGAUCCGGGUCAGAGGGCGGCUCUCAGCUGGGCAGCCCCUGGCCCCGUUGGCUUCCGGCAAACUCCUGCCGGCGGAAAGGAGAGCGAGCGCCCGCCGCUGACUGCCCGGGGCCGGCGAGGCCCCGGCUCCUCCGCUGCCCGUCCCUGACCCCGGACUGGAUGUCUUCUCAGAGGUGAUAAAAUACCCAUAGGAUAAGGCUGAGAAAAUCUAAGGUAGAAGAAUACAUGUUCACUUUUAGUGAAGAAGAGCAUGUUCCCAAAUUCCUCCAACUUGGGUCGUCCACCCUUUCUUCCAAAACAUCAGCAGCACAAUAAUUUCUUCAGUGAGCUUCCUCUGAACAUACCACCCACUCUUCUCUCUCAUCAGCAAAUUGUUGAUGCUCGGUUCAACUUUCAGAAUGCAGCUCUUUCUAGAGCUCUCUUGAGUGGGAACCUUUCAACUAUUCCAGCUGUUUCGCCUCAGCCAUUGACGUAUGGAAAUGGCAGCUCAGGACCUACAUCAGCUGCCCCCACAUUAUUCCGAGGCAGGAAGAGGCUAAGUGAACAAAAUGUUCCUUAUGAUGUCAAACGUCAGCGGUUUCAUUCACCUCAUUGUGAGUCAACUCUAGUUAACCAAACAGUGCCUUCACCAGAAGAACGCAGAUACUCAUUCCCAGGAUCAAUUCCUUCACCAUUGUUUCAUGCACAUUACAUACCAGAUUUGACUGGAUGUGUUCCACCCUUGCGAGAUGCUCCAUUUCCAGACCCUAUAGAAACCACGCUCCCUGUGGCCAAAGAUAAGUUAAGUCAACAGGUUCUGGAGUUGUUUCAAGCAUGUCAGCAACAAACCUGCGACUUGAACAAAAAAGAGCUCUGCCGAACGGAACUCCAGAAGGAAAUUCAGCGAAUUUUUCCACAGAGCAGACUCUUCUUGGUUGGAUCCUCACUGAAUGGAUUUGGUACUCGUAGCAGUGAUGGUGACCUGUGCCUGGUGGUUAAAGAGGAGCCGGUAAAUCAGAAGACUGAAGCAAGGCAUAUACUCAGCUUAGUCCAAAAACUCUUCUGUACUAAACUUUCAAACUACAUUGAGAGACCUCAGCUGAUUCGAGCAAAAGUGCCAAUAGUGAAGUUCAGGGAUAAAGUCAGCUGUGUGGAGUUUGACUUGAAUGUAAACAAUGUUGUAGGAAUAAGAAAUACAUUCCUUCUCAGAACCUAUGCAUACAUUGAGAAUCGAGUUCGUCCAUUAGUACUGGUGGUUAAGAAGUGGGCAAGUUUUCAUGACAUAAAUGAUGCCAGUCGUGGUACUUUAAGCAGCUAUAGUCUUGUGUUGAUGGUUUUGCACUAUUUACAAACCCUACCUGAACCCAUCCUUCCAUCCCUCCAAAAAAAUUACCCAGAAUCUUUUAGUCCUACUAUGCAGCUGCACCUUGUACAUCAAGCCCCACGCACCGUUCCUCCUUACAUCUCCAAAAAUGGAUCAACUCUUGGAGACUUAUUAGUGGGCUUCUUCAAAUAUUAUGCCACAGAAUUUGACUGGAGUCACCAAAUGAUUUCAAUUCGUGAAGCCAGAGCCAUUCCAAGACCUGAUGGUAUUGAAUGGAGAAACAAAUUCAUUUGUGUAGAAGAGCCUUUUGAUGGAACAAACACAGCUAGGGCUGUACAUGAAAAGCAGAAGUUUGACAUUAUCAAGGAUGAAUUUCUAAAGUCAUGGCAGAGAUUACGAGACAAGAGAGACUUGAACUGUAUACUACCUGUAAGAGCAACUAUACAGAAAAGAUAAUUGGCUUCUUUCUUCUUCUUCUUCUUACUGGAGUCUGCUGAAAUAUAAAGAACAAUAUCAAAACCAAGAUGCAGUUUUCCCAUAGUUUUUUAUGAAGUGUUUUCUCUUUCAAGUUUUUGUUAAGGAAAUAUUUAUAAGAAAGAUUGCAUAUUUUAUUAUGACAUUUGUUAAUACAACCAUUCAUUCAAAGAUGGAUUUUCUAAAAAUCCUUGCACCAUUGACUUGUAUAGGAGACUAUUAUGACCCAAAUUUCAGACCACAGAACUAAAUUAAUUUUAAGGAAAAUAUCAGAGUAUAUUAAAUUGUUACCUUUAACUGUGUAAUGGUUAAUUCAACCACACUUAACACUGAAAUAAAGAAAUGAAGAGCUAAGCAAUGUAUAAAAGUCCAGCUGUUUCCUUAAAGCAUAGCACACAUUGCACGUUUCUUGAUAAAUAAGUAGGCUGUGCUUUACAACUGCUUAAAGCAGUAUGCACUUUUGCUCUACUUGGCACUUUCAAGUUUUAUUUCCCUCUUACAUGGAACAACAAUAACAAUUUAUCAACAUGGAAUUAUACCCUAGUUGUUGUUAUGCUCCAGGUCACAGGAAUUAUAAUCUAAACUGGAAUUUUUGAGCAGCAGAACUACUACAAAACAGUUGAAAUAAUCCAUGGUAAACCAAUGUAUGUAAAUGCUUAAUGUUCAUACAGAUUAGGUCAGAUAUCUAUUUUAAUGUUUCCUUUCCAUAUGCAAAGUAGUAGUGAUGGCUGCUUAAAGAAAAGCUGCUAAUAAGCCAAGUUUUUGUUUUGAUUUUGUGUAAAUAUUUGUAAAUUGGUCAGCUGCUGUAAAUUGAAAUUUAAAAAGUAAUCUUGAAAAUUUUAACUUUUCCAAAAAAAAAACAACCCAGUGAAACUUCUUUUAGACCUGCUGUAGCACAGUUUGUGCCUCUCAUGUAUUUGUUGUUGCAGACCAAUUCAUGUUAAAAUUGUUACUUCUCGAUGAUGUCAAAUUAAUAUUUUCAUUUUUUUCCUCUUGAGUUUAAUAUUUUGUAUGGUGUCCAGUGGAAUAAAGUUUAUGUACGGAAAAUAAAGAUAACUUUUCUGUUUCA
Molecule: messenger RNA, 2863 nt
Organism: Mauremys reevesii (Reeves's turtle)
Lineage: Eukaryota; Metazoa; Chordata; Testudines; Geoemydidae
Gene: TENT2
Product: terminal nucleotidyltransferase 2
Exons: 16
Coding region: 268-1776 (502 amino acids)
Cellular component (GO): cytosol
Molecular function (GO): poly(A) RNA polymerase activity
Source: RefSeq, a predicted model, not a curated record